GACAGUACUUCACCAUAGCUUUUGCCUUUGGUUUCAGAAUCAGAGAGAUGCAGUGAGUGUCAGAUCCCCUCUUUUAGCGCCCCAAGAAAAACCCAAAAAAUAAAUUAAAAAAAAAAAGAAAUGAGAAAAGGAAAACAAAAUUAAAAUUCAAGUACAAAAAUGGACGUAGUGAUGUUCGGCAUCAUAAUCGGCAUAAUCGUGCUUUUCUUUGGCCUCGUUUGCUUCAUCACCAUCGAAGGCACUUGCAAGCGCCGCAACUCCUAAUUCCCUCCCCCAAACACGCCCCAAAUUUAUCGGGCCGUCACCCAAAACCUCCGCAGUUCCUUUCCGUUACAUUUGGAAGAAAUGGCAUUUCGUAUCUCCGUGCUGGUUACGGCUUUGGUGGUUGGGCUGUGCUUGGAUCUGAGCUGGGGCCACUCCGGACACGGUGCGUCGCAGGUCCAUGAGUCCCGUGCUCACCACCACUGUGAUCACGGACACGACCAUGAUCAUGAUCAUGAUCAUCAUCAUCAUGAGGACCAUUUGGUCUCGAAGCUUCCGGAGGAGUUGGCGGAGGAGGAGGAUAUGAAAUUGUACGGGUUCGGCUUCGAGCACGACCAUCAUCACGAACAUAUUGGUGGUACUUCGGAGCUCUCGGGUCUAGGUCUUUGGGUAAAUGCUCUGGGAUGCUCUUUUUUGGUGAGCAUGGCUUCUCUAAUAUGCCUGAUUAUCCUGCCGGUAAUAUUUGUACGAGGGAAACCAUCAAAAGCAGUUGUUAAUUCAUUGGCUUUAUUUGGGGCAGGAGCUAUGCUAGGAGAUGCUUUUCUUCACCAAUUACCGCAUGCUUUUGGUGGCCAACACUCCCAUUCGCAUGAUCACAAUGCAGAUCAUGCUCAUCACGAUCAUCUUGGACAUGAUCUUUCACAUUCGCAUUCUUUGAAAGACCUCUCUGUAGGAAUGUCUAUCCUUGCUGGUAUUGUACUUUUUCUUGUUGUAGAGAAGGUGGUGAGGUAUGUUGAAGAGAACUCCAGAGGAGCUCAUGCACGGAGUCAUGGUCAUCACCACCAUCAUCAUAAGAGCAGUAAGAUAUUGAAGGAUGAUAAUAAUUCUCAUGACAUUGUGCAGUCAGUAUCUUUAGAUGGAAAAGAAGGAAAGACAUUGGAGAUGUCAUCUGAAGAAAAAGUGUCAGGUGAAGUGUCAGAAAAAUCUUCGAAGGAAAAUGAUCUGACCCAGCAUGAACAUCUUCGGAAGAGAAGCUCUGUUGCUGGUGCUAGAGAAGAUAAAGCCGAUGUAGAUUUUGCUGCAAAUAACUUCACUGAGGAUACUGAUUUGAAAGAGAAAGAACCCACUCAAUCCUCAACAAAUCUUGUGUUUGGUUAUCUCAAUCUCUUUUCUGAUGGUGUUCACAAUUUUACUGAUGGAAUGGCUCUAGGAAGUGCUUUCCUUCUUUAUGGAUCUGUUGGCGGGUGGUCUAGAACUCUGUUUUUGCUUGCACAUGAGCUUCCUCAAGAGGUUGGUGAUUUCGGUAUUCUUGUGAUGUCUGGUUUCAGCGUCUCCAAAGCUCUCUUCUUCAACUUCCUCUCAGCACUGGUGGCACUAGCAGGAACUGCACUGGCUUUGCUCUUGGGACAAGAUCCUGGUCAGUCAUCUUUCAUUGAGGGAUUUACUGCAGGUGGAUUUAUAUACAUUGCAGUUGGAGUGCUUGCAGAAAUGAAUAACAAGGGCAACUCAACAUUGAAAUGUACAGCAAUCCAUUUAACUUCACUCAUACUGGGCAUGGCUGUUGCGCUUUGUAUUUCCCUUGUAGAAUGAAAAUGUGUUAAACAAUUGUCAGACAUGUACCUUGAAAAAACUUCAGAUAAACAAGUAUCAACGUAAGAUCUUUCUUUCAUGUCUAUUCAACAGCAUCCUUGGUGUUAGUAGUGGA
Messenger RNA from Corylus avellana, 1906 nucleotides. It is a transcript of the gene IAR1, whose product is annotated as ZIP metal ion transporter family. Gene Ontology annotation, biological process: zinc ion transmembrane transport; intracellular zinc ion homeostasis. The record is from RefSeq and is a predicted model, not a curated record. Gene Ontology annotation, cellular component: membrane. Gene Ontology annotation, molecular function: zinc ion transmembrane transporter activity. Lineage: Eukaryota; Viridiplantae; Streptophyta; Magnoliopsida; Fagales; Betulaceae.